Limulus polyphemus (Atlantic horseshoe crab) is the source of this 2251-nucleotide messenger RNA. Its product is annotated as trichoplein keratin filament-binding protein-like. The coding region runs from base 580 to 2115 and encodes 511 amino acids. The record is from RefSeq and is a predicted model, not a curated record. The transcript is spliced from 14 exons. Gene Ontology annotation, cellular component: keratin filament. Lineage: Eukaryota; Metazoa; Arthropoda; Merostomata; Xiphosura; Limulidae. Gene Ontology annotation, biological process: apoptotic process.
CACUUACUGUAAUUGUUUGAGGUAGAAAUAAAACUCAGAGAUCAAUCCUGAUAAUCUUUUCAAACGAAAUUAAAAAAAUCUUAACCGAUUCCCUGUAAGAUAAUUCUUUCAUCCCAAGAAUCAUUGUAAUAGUUCUCCACUGAACAACUUUAAUCAAGUCAGUAUCUUUUCUUAGAUAAGGAGACCAAAACAAUAUCUUGUUUCUAACUAAGGCAUAAUCAGUGUUUUCUAUAGAUAUAAUUGUCAGUGUAUCAAUAAAUAAACUAAAAUUCUACCAACUUCAAGCAACAGAGCACUACUUUGAUGGUUUGUGUGACUUAUCCAAUGUUAUUGCCAAGAUCCAUUCCUUCAGCGGCUUCUGAUCUAUAUUAAAUGUGAUCCAAACUAUAAUAACUCAUUUGUAAGUUCAUAUGAGCUGAGUUUCAACUCCAGUAUUAAUCAUGUUUUCAUGAUCCUAUUAAUAUUAUUACAUGCUGGAAUAGGCUUGUUACCCCGAUCUUGUAUAAUAUAAAAAAUAUCAAUUUUUUAGUAAAAUUUGUACACUUCUGCCACCUCUCCCUGAAUUAACAUUUUUUGGAUAUGGCUUUACCAUCACUCAAUUCAUAUUGGAUAAGCAAAAAAAGAAAGGACCUUAUUGAAAGGACCAUUGUUCAAAGGAGAGAGCAACAAGCUCAGAGGUACCAGACCUGGGAUGUGGCUGCUCAGUACUUUAAAGAUCUGGACACAAUGUCAACUCAGUAUCAUAAUCUGGAAUCUUCAAGACCUGGUACUGCUAAUAGUCAGUACCUUGGUAAUAAGGAAUCACUUGUGGAAGAACAGAACCAGGAAGAAAGGAAGAAAAAAUUAGAAGAACGGAGGACAAGACUUGCUGCUUUUCUGAAAGGAAAAAAUGAACAACUUGAGACUGAACUAGAAGAAAAGAAAAAACGAGAACAUCUUCAAGAUCCUUGGAAUGUAAAUGCGCUAAGACAAAAACUGGAAGAAAUGAAACAACAGCGAAAGUUAGAACAACUUCAAACGAAAGAGAUAAAAUUGUAUCAACAUUGGCAGCAAACAAAUCCUGAAGCAAGACAGUUGCUGUCUGAUCAUCUAGAAAAGAAUGUAAUCCAGAGUUGGGGAAAUCAACUAAAAGAAAAAGAAGAGCAAACAGCCAGAGAAAUGGCAGAGGACAGACUCCUCUUAGCUGUGAUGGAACAAAAAAGACUAGAAGAAGAAAGUAAAGCAACUGAAUUAGAAAGAAAGAGAAAGGAAGAAGCUGAAGCCUGGGCUGAGGAUUUAAAAAAACAGAUAGAAGAAAUUAAACACAAAGAGUUGCAGACACAAAUGUUAAAAAAAGAAGAAUCUCUAUUGAUGCAGAAACAACAGCAGAUAGAAGAGAUAAUAAUCAAAAGAACAGAGCUAGAAAAAGCUCAAGAGAAGAAGAAAAUGAGAAUAGCAUUAACAAAACAGUGGACACACAAAUUGAGAAAGAAGGCUCAAGAAGUCCAAGAGGAGCUGCAAUUUGAUAGACAACUGUUAGAGUAUUUCUCUAAAGAAGAAGCUAAGCAACAGGAAAAAGAAAAGGCUAAGAAAGAAAGAACCAAAGCAGAUCUUGACAUGAUGAGGAAAAUGAUCCAAGAACAAAUAAAGCUAGAAAGAGAGAGAGAAGCUGAGUCUCAGUUGCUUUUUCAAGAAGAAGCAGAAAGAGUGUGGCAAAAAAGAGAGGCAGAAUGGGAAAAAGAGAGACUAGCACGUGAAAAGCUAUUAAAUGAGGUAUUAUUUGGUAUUAAAGCUCAGAUGGAAGAAAAGUUGGAACAAAAUUUAAAGCAACAACAGGAGAAAUUGAAAGAAAGAGAGCAGUUGGUGAAAGAAAUAGAAUUAGCUACCAAAAGAUCGAAAGAAGAAGAGCAAGAUGCCAGAGCCUGGAGAGAUCAGUUAAAAAGAGAUUUAGAAUCUCAGAUACUGAAUAAAGAGCAAAGGAAAGAAAACGACAUAUACGAUAAAAAAGCGCUCGAGAGGCGUAAAGACGAAGAAGCAAAAAGCUACCAAGAUUCGUUAAUCACAAAGGAAGAUAUGCGACUACAGAAUGAGGGAUACAACCCGCAGUUUCAUCGUCGUAAGAUAGCAUGGUUAUAAUCGUCAUCGUUGUGAAAAUUCGGAACUUUAUCAACAAAUAAUCUUCUGAAGUGUUAGUACAUCUUGUGAACUACGACACCGUUGGGGAUCUAUGUGAGAGUUAAUUAUAUAAAAUAAAAAUGGUGUACUGUAUAAA